Manis javanica (Malayan pangolin) is the source of this 3471-nucleotide messenger RNA. RefSeq names its product purinergic receptor P2Y14 (gene P2RY14). Gene Ontology annotation, biological process: G protein-coupled receptor signaling pathway. Lineage: Eukaryota; Metazoa; Chordata; Mammalia; Pholidota; Manidae. Gene Ontology annotation, cellular component: membrane. Gene Ontology annotation, molecular function: G protein-coupled purinergic nucleotide receptor activity. The record is from RefSeq and is a predicted model, not a curated record.
UACCAGUUACUCUUUGGGUCAAGUGUUGGUUAUUUGUAACCCUAGCACAAAUAAGAUCCAACUUAUACAAGCACACAGUAGAGCGGGUUCCAAAGAGGACUAGACAUCUGUAGUUCUUGACAUUCAAGCAUUUGGCGAGAUGUCAACAUUUCAUAGAGUACUUUAAAUGUUUUGGUUUGAGAGCUAACGCAGCAUUUCCCACCGGUCAACACGGAGCAGCCCAGGCAGAACACGAAGUCUACUUCCCUCAACAGCAGACGUUACACUCAGCUGCAGAUCCAAUCUUGCCUACAGAGACCAUAAAAGACUGGAAAAACUUGGAUCAUUAGUGAAAAAACACUUUGGCCACUUCAAGAUGACAAGCACUCACUGGACUACAUUACUUGAUUGAAAAGAACUUCGUAUUAUCGAAAAAAAAAUUUUAAGGACACGGUGGGCUGACGAUAUUCACGGACCUGCGUGCAUUACGCGGAGGCUUCCCGAGCUGAGUGGCCUCCGCCCACUGCGCUGCAGGCACCACCUCUGGAAGCCUCGCGAUGAACGCCACCACCACGGCGCCCCCGGCGGAGCCCUGCUUCCGGAACACCCUCAUAACUCAGAGAAUCGUUCCCGUGCUGUACUUCCUGGUCUUCAUCGCCGGGAUCCUGCUCAACGGCGUGUCGGGAUGGAUAUUCUUUUACGUGCCCAGCUCCAAGAGUUUCAUCAUCUAUCUCAAGAGCAUUGUUGCUGCUGACUUCCUGAUGAGCCUGACUUUUCCUUUCAAGAUUCUGGGCGACUCGGGCCUGGGCCCCUGGCAGCUGAGGGUGUUCGUGUGCCGGGUCUCUGCCGUGCUCUUCUACGUCAACAUGUACGUCAGCAUCGUAUUCUUCGGGCUCAUCGGCUUUGACAGGUACUAUAAAAUCGUGAGGCCUCUUCUGACUUCCUUCGUUCAGUCAGUGACGUACAGCAAACUCCUUUCGAUGGUGGUGUGGGUGUUCAUGCUCCUCCUCGCUCUGCCCAAUAUCAUCCUGACCAACCAGAGUGCUGGGAAGGGGACGCCGAUACAAUGUAUGGAUCUUAAAAACGAACUGGGACGGAAGUGGCACGAAGUAUCAAACUACAUUUUCGUGGGCAUUUUCUGGAUUGUGUUUCUUUUGUUAAUCAUGUUCUACACUGCUAUCACGAAGAAAAUCUUCAAGUCCCAUCUUAGGUCCAGAAAGAAUUCCAUUUCUGUCAAGAAGAAAUCUAGCCGCAAUAUAUUUAGCAUCAUGUUUGUCUUCAUUGUCUGUUUUGUACCUUACCACGUCACCAGAAUCCCCUACACACAUAGCCAGAUGGGACCUCGCUACAACUGCCAGUCAAAAGAAACCUUGUUCUAUGCAAAAGAAUUCACUCUGCUACUCUCAGCUGCCAACGUAUGCCUGGACCCUAUUAUUUAUUUCUUCCUAUGCCAGCCAUUCAGAGAAAUCUUAUGUAAGAAAUUGCACAUUCCAUUAAAAGCCCAGCAUGAUUCAGAAAGUUCCAAAGUCAAAAGGGGAAAUGCAAUGCAAGAAAGCACAGAUACUUUCUGAAUUCCUACUUCUUUCAAAUAAAGUCUGUGUAUACAUAUUAUAAUCUUCAAGUACAUAAUAAUAAAUAAAAAACAGGUCCAUAAUAAUAAGUAUCAUCGCUAGGCAUUACUAAUUUAGUACAAUAAUAAAACUGAAAUAUGUUCCCAUGUUAUUUUUCAACAUCUAAGAAAAAACAUGACAUACAUUGUUCAGUUUUACUCCACCAAAACAGAAGGUUUACAUUUAUAAUCAUGAGUCUGGUCAGUUAAUGUAGAACUUUAAAUAGCAAAUAAAAUAGGAAGCAAUCAAGACAAAUUAACAGGGGCGUCUUCCUUCUCUAAACACAAGUAGUAAGUUACAUGAUUUUUUUUUUCAACAGGGUCAUUAAAGACCAACUUAAAAGCAGACACAGUUUGAUACAGAAAGGUUUGUUUGUAGAACAGUCACUUUUUCUCAGAUUUGAAAAAAUAGGAUAAGCAGACAUAUACACACACAAAUCACUCAAGAAAUCCCCUGCUGAUUAAUCCCAUGUCAUUUCAAAGAAAAGCAGAUAUGAAUUUUGCAAUAAAAAUUGUAUUUUUUUCUGACACCAUUUUAAGGCUAAUACAGUAUAUAUUUCAGAAUGUGUUAUAUGAAGACUUGUUAAGCCAAUUAAUGAGCCUGAGGUUCUAGUGUCGAUAUUUUUAAGUGGCCUCUACUGAAGGAAGUUAGAUACUGGCAUGUGUUGCCAACAACUUCCCCCUGUCCAAUGGGAACCAAACAAUAGGGUGACUGGGAAAAAGAUACACACAUACACACAUUCCUCCAUGCUGGCAAUACACAUUAGUCUCCAGAGGUGGGGAAAGCAGUUUAGAUAAAAACAGAAUUGAUAAGAAAAUCUAAAAUUUACAAGAAAUUACACAUAAAAUGAAAAUGUACAUAUCACAUUUUCUGAAAAAAUAGAAUAUUCACAGAUAUGGGACACGGUUGCUGGCUCAACAUUCAUCAAAACUAAAUUCUUUCUCAGUGAUUAACUGGCUACAAGACAUUCAGGCCAUCUUUCAAAUGUUCUUAAACAGGUUUGUAAGUUUAUAUAUGUCAUGCUUUCUUAUAUAUGUAUGAAUAAAGGAAUUAUUUUUUAAUGUUUUUUCUUAAUAAUCAAGAUAUGAAAAAACAUUACCAGAUUUCCUCAUAGUGAAGACAUGAGUGGUUUCUUUAAUAUGAUCAGUUACUCAUGCUAAUGGAAGGAAGACAGUUAUAUAGAGAAUUCAGAAAUUCUAUUUGCCACAGAGUUUUCAAAAUUUUUCAUAUGCUAUAGGACCUCAUUAGAUUUUAGGUAGAAAAUUCAGAAAAACACCUUAAAUUAAGGAAGAGCUGGGGAGAUUUUCACACUCUGUCUACUUUCUACCCUUAUAAAAGCUCCCUAUCCCAACUCUCAGGAAGAGCAAAACCAGCAACCUGUGAUAAACAUGCUGAGCAAAACUAAGCUUGCUUUAUGUAUUUGGCUACAUAAAUCUGCAGAAGAAACUGGCUGUGUUUAUUCUUCACAAUUUCCAUUGGCCAGGACAAGUUACUGAACACUGGUGUCUUCCAUGACCCCUUCUGGGCCAUGGGAGACAAUGUAAGUAAAAAAGAUAAGCAGCACACAGCUUCUGUUUCUUUUGUUAAUUGUAACUGUUGUGCUAAAGCAGAUCAGAAAUGAGAAAGGUAAAAUCUUGCAGGAAACGGUAUGCAAUGCAGUUAAGGGUACUAAGCAAGAGUUGGGUAACAGGUUACUGCACAUGAGAAUUUUAAGGUCCAGGGCUACAACAAAAAAUGAAGCAGUUGAGCAAUGGAACAAUGGAUUAAUAACCCAGAAAUACUUCUGAGAUCACCAGUGACUUUUUUUUCAAUUAUUUUCCGGAAUAAUUUGUUUCUUUUCUGUGGCUAGUUUUAAAUAAAGCUUGUAAAUAUGUAUUUGCUA